Molecule: messenger RNA, 5121 nt
Organism: Siniperca chuatsi (mandarin fish)
Lineage: Eukaryota; Metazoa; Chordata; Actinopteri; Centrarchiformes; Sinipercidae
Product: NACHT, LRR and PYD domains-containing protein 12-like
Molecular function (GO): protein binding
Source: RefSeq, a predicted model, not a curated record
AACUGUUUUAGUCAAAUGAGGAAGUUGGCAGCGAACAGCGCGGGAACAGUCAGGAAACUUAUCAAUGUUACUGGUUUACCUCUCAGACUGGAGACGAUGAGUGAUUUGGAGGAAAAGGGGGACAGAUCAGAGUCUCCAGGAUCCAGCUCUCUGGCCAUGAAAGGAAAACCUCCAGACCUCAGUAAAGAACCUGGACCCUCAGACACAAAACGGAGAGCAGAGUCUCCAGGAUCCAGCUGUCUGUCCAUGAAGAGUGACUGGUCCAAAGAUUCUCCUCCAAACUUCAGUAAAGAACCUGGACCCUCAGACACCAAGAGUCAUGGGGGACGGUUUCUACUAGAGAGGAAGAGGAGUCAUGUUUCUGUGGAGGAGCAGCCGUCCUGCUGUGCUUUGUGUCAGGACGUCCUGAAGGAUCCAGUCUCUACCAGCUGUGGACACUGGUUCUGCAGACGGUGCAUCACCUCAUACUGGGACCAGUCUGCUUCAUCAGGAGACUCCUCCUGUCCCCGGUGUGGAAAAAGAUCCAGAACAAGACCUGGACUGCAGACAGCCCGUCAGACCAGCACUGUACAGAUGAGUGGUGGUCUGCAGGAGGUUUUAGAUGACCAUAAGCUCAGUCUGAGGAGGAGAUGUGAACGUGUGACUGAAGGAAGUGAUGAAACAGGAAGUGGAACCCUCCUCAACAGGAUCUACACUGAGCUCUACAUCACAGAGGGACAGAGUGAAGAGGUUAAUACCCAACAUGAGGUGUGGAAGCUUGAAACAGUUUUCAAGAUAACCCUCCAUGACACUCCAAUCAAGUGCCACGACAUCUUUAAAGCCUUACCCGGCCAACAGGGACACAUCAGAGUCGUUCUGACGAACGGCGUCGCUGGCGUUGGAAAAACCUUCUCGGUGCAGAAGUUCACUCUGGACUGGGCAGAGGGCUUGGAAAACCAAGACGUGAGUCUGCUGAUUCUGCUUUCGUUCAGGGAGCUGAACUUGAUCAGAGAUGCGCGGUACAGUCUUCUCGAGCUGCUCCAUGUUUUCCAUCCAACAUUACAGAAGGUCACAGCAGAGAAGCUCGCUGUCUGUAAACUUCUCUUCAUCUUUGACGGCCUGGAUGAAAGCAGACUUUCACUGGAUUUCCACAACAAUGAGGUCGUGUCUGAUGUCACACGGAAGUCUUCAGUCAACUUGCUGCUGACAAACCUCAUCGAGGGGAAUCUGCUUCCCUCGGCUCUCGUCUGGAUCACUUCCCGACCUGCAGCAGCCAAUCAGAUCCCUCCUUCAUGUGUUGGCAGGGUAACAGAAGUACGAGGCUUCACUGAUGCCCAGAAGGAGGAGUACUUCAGGAGGAGAGUCUGUGAUGAAGAGCUGUCGAGCAGAAUCAUCUCACACAUCAAGACAUCCAGGAGCCUCCACAUCAUGUGUCUAAUCCCAGUCUUCUGCUGGAUCACUGCUACAGUUCUGGAGCACAUGUUGACUACAGACCAGAGAGGAGAGCUGCCCAAGACCCUGACUGACCUGUACUCACAUUUCCUGCUGGUUCAGACAAAGAGGAAGAAGCAGAAGUAUAAGGGACAUGAGACGAGUCCACAGGAGCUGACGGAGGCUGACAGGGAAGUUCUUCUGAAGCUGGGGAGGCUGGCGUUUGAACAGCUGGAGGAAGGAAACAUCAUGUUCUACCAAGAAGACCUGGAGCAGUGUGGUCUUGAUGUCUCCGAGGCCUCGGUGUACUCAGGAGUUUGUACAGAGAUCUUCAAAAGAGAGAGUGUGAUCUUCCAGAAAACAGUCUACUGCUUUGUUCAUCUGAGCAUUCAGGAGUUUCUGGCUGCCGUCUACAUGUUCCACUGUUACACCGACAGGAACACGACAGUACUGAAGACUUUCCUGGGAAAAGAUUACAGUGACUCAUCUCUGGAUGUCUUUCUAAUGAGAGCAGUGAUAAAAUCCCUAAAGAGUAAAAAUGGCCACCUGGACCUGUUUGUCCGCUUCCUUCAUGGCCUCUCUCUGGAGUCCAACCAGAGACUCUUAGGUGGCCUGCUGGGUCGGACAGACAACAGUCCAGAAAUCAUCCAGAGAGCCAUCAACAACCUGAAGGAGAAGAAGACCAGUACCUCUCCUGACAGAAGCAUCAACAUCUUCCACUGUCUGACGGAGAUGAACGACCACUCAGUACAUCAGGAGAUCCAAGAGUUCCUGAAGUCAGAGAACAGAUCAGAGAAGAAACUCUCUGUGAUCCACUGCUCAGCUCUGGCCUACAUGCUGCAGAUGUCAGAGGAGGUUCUGGAUGAGUUGGACCUGAAGAAGUACAACACAUCAGAGGAGGGACGAUGGAGACUGAUUCCAGCUGUGAGGAUCUGCAGAAAGGCUCGGCUUUCUGGCUGUCGACUCUCAGAGACUCACUGUGAAGUUGUUGCCUCAGCUCUGAAGUCCAACCCCUCCCAUCUGAGAGAGCUGGACCUGAGCUUUAAUGAACUAAAGGAUUCAGGAGUGGAGCUGCUGUCUGCUGGACUGGAUAGUCCAAACUGUGGACUGAAGAAUUUGAGAUUGAGUCGCUGCAAUUUGUCAGAGAUCAGCUGUGCUUCUCUGGCCUCAGCUCUGAAGUCCAACCCCUCCCAUCUGAGAGAGCUGGAGCUGAGUGAAAACAACCUGCAGGAUUCAGGAGUGAAGCUGCUGUCUGCUGGACUGGAGAGUCCACACUGCAGACUGGAGACUCUGAGAUUGAGUCUCUGCAGUUUGUCAGAGACCAGCUGUGCUUCUCUGGCCUCAGCUCUGAAGUCCAACCCCUCCCAUCUGAGAGAGCUGGACCUGAGUAAAAACAUCCUGCAGGAUUCAGGAGUGAAGCUGCUGUCUGCUGGACUGGAGAGUCCACACUGCAGACUGGAGACUCUGAGACUGACUUUCUGCAAUUUGUCAGAGAUCAGCUGUGCUUCUCUGGCCUCAGCUCUGAAGUCCAACCCCUCCCAUCUGAGAGAGCUGGAGCUGAGUGACAACAACCUGCAGGAUUCAGGAGUGAAGCUGCUGUGUGCUGGACUGGAGAGUCCACACUGCAGACUGGAGACUCUGAGACUGACUUUCUGCAGUUUGUCAGAGACCAGCUGUGCUUCUCUGGCGUCAGCUCUGAAGUCCAACCCCUCCCAUCUGAGAGAGCUGGAGCUGAGAGGAAACAACCUGCAGGAUUCAGGAGUGAAGCCGCUGUCUGAUCUUGUGGAGAGUCCACACUGCAGACUGGAGACUCUGAGCUGGGAGCCAUUUACGAUUUAGUAAACAAGACGUUGUGUGUGUAUUGAGAGAGGACCAGCUGUGUCCUGAUGAUCCAGAGGUUGAAGCAGCAGCUGGUGUGUGGAGAGGCUCUGACUGGGCCAUGUUACUGGGAGGUGGAGUGGAGAGGAGAGCUUCACCCAGCAGUGACUGACGGAGGAAUCACAACAAGUGGAGAUGAGUGUCGGUGCUGCAGUCUGAACUGCUCUGAGAUCAGCUCCACUGUCAGACACAAAGGCAAGUCCACCAUCGUCCCUGUGUGUUCCUCUGGAUGUGGCAGAGUAUCGUCAGUGUAUCUGGACUCUCUGCUGCUGCUCUGUCCUUCUACACCGUCUCUGCAGACACACUGAGACUCCUCCACUCCUUCUGCUCCACACUCAGCCACCUCCUCCAUCUGGAACCUGGAACCUGGACCUGAGUCUCAGUCCGGCUCUGGGUUUACGUCCUUGCUUGGAAAGGCUUUAAAAAUCAAAUUUUCUGUAUUUAAGUUUUAAUUCAGUCUAAAAGUGAGAUCUUCUGUCUUGAUGCUUUGAAACUGUUGAAACCUGCCGAUUAUUACUGCUAAUAGCACUAAAAUUACGGGGGUUUAGUGUCCCCAAGCAACAAAAGUUUCAUUUUGGGGUGAUAAAGAUUAAUAACCAUUAGCAUUUCAAAUGCAGCAAUGAAUGAUGUAAGAAAUACAUAAAAUACAUCUAGUGCCUAAUCAUUGGUCAUUUUAAAUGUGUGUGUGCAACCCGGUCAUCUCCUGUCAAUAAUGCAAAUAACAUGAUUGAUCUGGACAUCUGCUGGGAGUUUUUAAGUACCAUGACUCAUGGGCUGCUUUCAUUUGUUGUUUUGUGCACCUGUGCAUAAUUAUUGACCCCCCUGUCUCUCAGCAGUGAACACUUUACUGCCCUUCCCCAUUUCUGUUUUAUGUCAGCCACAAAAACAAGACUUUGGAGCAGAAUGGAUUUAGGAAACACCUUCCCAAAGUGAUUUCCCCACGCAAUUAUCAGUUAGUUAAUUAGAAAAGUGGUAUUUUUUUUCAGAAUUUCUUUGUAAUAUUUGGUAUUAUAGGCAGUGAUAGCUUAAUGAAGUCUUUCUCUCUCCCUCCCCUCGUAAAGCUGUCCAUGGUUCUGCCUCCAAAACACUCAUCUGACCAUGGAAUAAGCUUAUGAUAUAAUAUAAAGCAAAUGCUUUAUAUCAUAUGUUGUUGUUUUUGUUUGUAUGUAGGCUUUGUUUUUACCCUUUAAACCCCCCGACCACCCCAAAAGCCACAGUGUAAUUCAAACACGGGUUCAAAUGGACUUAUUGUAAGUCGUUCUGGACAAAACAAAUGUAACGUUGCGUAACAGCCCUAAAUAAACUGGUUGCGUUGGUCAACACGCACUUUCUCUGCUGGUUGCUUUUCCACAAAGGAGGCAGCUUUGUUGUGUGUUUAGUUGCCAAGUCACUAACACACACACACAACUCCCUGUCAAGGUUACCGUGGCAACAGUCAAACUUUUCCUUUGCGGAGGCAGUUUGAUUUACUUCCUGAUGUCACUGCGGCUCUCUCAUUGUCCCUCUGACUCCGACCCGCUGAGCAGCAGCGACUCGUCCUCAGACUCUGACAACACACAGGUCUGUCACCUUUCCUCCUUUCCUCUGUCUCGGCCUUUACGCCACGCUCUGCAGCAGCUCCAGCAGUUCAGGUUGUUCAACGUUUACAGCUCAGAGUUUCUGUUUGAUCCCAAAUGUUACUGUCUGUGCCUCAGUGGCUGGCUCAGUGGUUUAAAGUGUCUGUGAUAUUUUUUUGAGGGGGGUGCAUUUGUUAUUCUUGGUGUUAAGCUUGGUGUAUUCAAUAUUCUGACUAUAAUAUAUAAAUAAUAAUAAAUAUUUCCUUAAAAAAUUGUA